UAUAACUGCCAAAGCAGUAGUUGUGGACAGUUAAUGUAAUAUUAUUACUAGUAUGUUAACAAAUAUGUCGUCGUCUGGACAUAAUUUAUUAGUAUUCGUACUUGUUGUGCUUUUUGUUUUCUGUCGAUUCACUAAAACAGAAGAAGGUGAACUACCCGUAGAACCACCCAAGGAACCGCAGAUAAUAAAUUUAUCCCAUACAAAUGGAACUUUACUGUUUAAAAUGAGCUUGGAACAAACUGAAUGUGCAGUAGACGCAGACCAUGUACCUGGAGCAAAAAAACCAGAGAAGCGUCCAACUGGUAUCAUAGAGGGUGAAACUGAAAAUCAUUUAUUGGGAACAAAAGAAAAUCCAGCGAAGUUUUGUAGUGAGCCUGGGAUUAGCGAUGGAAUUUUUUACAUUAAUCGAGCAGAUCCCUUCGAAGUGGAUUGUAUCGAUAAAGGAACUUGCAUUGUAAAUGUAAAUACUGUGGAUAAAGAAACCGUUAUUAGAUCGGCAAUAACAUUAAAUACCACCAAAUAUUGGCUGAGUCAACAUAAAUUUAAUAUAUCUUCACUUUACGCUAAUAUUGAUGCGUUCCAAUUAUCUUAUCUUUUAAUGGUUUCAUCAAAAGUGAAACACACGAUACGGUACUACUACAAAAUAGAUAAAGAUAGGAAUCCGAAAGCUGAAGAUCUACAGCUUCUAUCAUGGACUGACCGCCUGAUAGGAACGGAGCCCACAGAACAAACGUCUUUGUUUUACGGUAUCGACGAGACUGAGAAUUGCUGGGACGACGAUGACCAAUGGCUGUGUACAGAUAUAUACUUAACAGAUGCCACAACAAGGCGACUUCCUAUCACUGAUGUUUAUUUAAAAAAUAUUCAAGACAGAGCUACUACCUCCGAGGAAACAGUACAAGUUUACUUUGAAUUUGUUGCCCUAUGUUUUUCUGACGAGUAAAUUUAUAACGGAUAA
Molecule: messenger RNA, 958 nt
Organism: Bicyclus anynana (squinting bush brown)
Lineage: Eukaryota; Metazoa; Arthropoda; Insecta; Lepidoptera; Nymphalidae
Exons: 9
Coding region: 53-943 (296 amino acids)
Molecular function (GO): extracellular matrix structural constituent
Source: RefSeq, a predicted model, not a curated record